AUGGCUGCAACCCUGGCCUCGUGGACAUGGGCGCUGCAGGUGCCCAGCAGGCUCCCAGGCUGGCUGGCCCUUGCCCUUCUGCCCGCGCUGAGCUCGGCUGCCUGGGGUUUCAAGAGCCAGCUUGUCAAGUGCUUAAAGGACCCCCAGUAUGAAGAGCUGGUGCAGCUGGCCCAAGGCGGACUGGGCAAGACGGCCGAGAAGAAAUGGAUUGUGGUGAUCGGGGCUGGCAUGGCUGGGCUCACGGCAGCCAAGACCCUGCAGGACGCUGGCCACCAGGUGACCGUGCUGGAGGCCUCAGGCCGUGUGGGUGGCAGGAUAGAGACCCACAGGGUGCCUGGGGCCCAGUGGUACAUGGAGCUGGCUGCCAUGCAGAUUCCAGCCAACCACAGGCUAUCACACAAGCUCAUCCGUAAAUUCAGCUGCCCCUGCAGUAACCAGACCUGGGUGCUGGUCAACGGGGUGCGGCUGCGCCUGGGGGACAUGCAGGCCAACUCCAGCCUACUGCACUACCCAGUCCGCGCGGAGGAGCAGGGCAAGACAGCUGAGCAGCUGUUCCUGCAGUCCCUGUGGAAGGUGCGGCUGGGCAGCCAGCAGGGGAGGGCGGGAGCUCAGGCCCAGCCUGCCCCGGCCCUGCGCGACGCCCUCCUGCCCGGGACUGUGCGGCUGCGCUCCCCGGCGCUCGAGGUAGAUGCGUCGGGAGACGGCCUGCGCAUCACGGCGCGGACGGCCGACCCGCUGCAGCACCACGUGCACCUGCUGGCCGGCUUCUUGGUGGUGGCCACGACCGCCAAGGCCACGAGGCUGCUGCGCUUCUGGCCGCCGCUGCGCCCGUCCAAGGAGAGUGCGCUGAGCCAGGUGCACUACAACAGUGCCACCAAGGUGGUGCUGGCCUGCACGCGGCGCUUCUGGGAGCUCGACAGCAUUGCCAGCGGCCGGGCCUGCACCGACCGGCCCUCGCGCUUCAUCUGCUACCCGAGCCGCGCCUGCGCGCACGCCGCGGGCGUCCUGCUGGCCUCCUACACCACGGAAGAGGACUUGGCCUUCUUCGCCGCCCUGGACGACGCACGCGCCGUGGACGUGGUGCUGGACGACCUGGCCGCGAUGCACACCCGCCCCAAGGCCGAGCUGCGGGCCCUGUGCCCUUAUGCCCACAUCCAGCGCUGGCGGCGGGACCCACACUCCAAGGGCGCCUUCGCCUUCUUUGCCCGCCACCAGUACGUGGACCAUGCCCAGGAACUCGCCCGACCCCAGGCCGUCCACUUCGCGGGUGAGCCCACGGCCCUGCCGCACGGCUGGAUCGACACGGCCAUCAAGUCCCGGCUCCAGGUGGCCAGGCGCAUCCAGGACGCCGUGGACGCGGCUUUGCAGAAGGACCCCGGGGACACAGCGGAAGGGAGCUGCUGGGCAACCCGCACGGCCGCCUCUCCAGGGGCAGCCCCUGGCGCACAGGUGCGAGCGCUGCUCCAUUGCACAGGGCGGGAAGGCCGAGUGCCAGGGGUCAGCUCGGCGGCCGGCGCUCCCAAGGCCACUGGUGGGCCCGCGGGGCGGCUCAGCAAUCAGGCCCUAGACGCUGAGACCACCACGGUGGGCCGGCGGCCGGACCGGGACCAGGCUUGCCUGCAGGCCCUGCAUUCUCGGAGUCAGGCCGGCUGGUUGUGUUUUGAAUUUAUAAGAGAAAACAGCAGUGAAAAAGUACCUGCUUCCCUGACCGGGAAUCGAACCCGGGCCGCGGCGGUGAGAGCGCCGAAUCCUAACCACUAG
Ochotona princeps (American pika) is the source of this 1761-nucleotide messenger RNA. RefSeq names its product L-amino-acid oxidase-like. The record is from RefSeq and is a predicted model, not a curated record. Gene Ontology annotation, molecular function: L-amino-acid oxidase activity; polyamine oxidase activity. NCBI's taxonomy places the organism in Eukaryota, Metazoa, Chordata, Mammalia, Lagomorpha, Ochotonidae. Gene Ontology annotation, biological process: amino acid catabolic process.